Mus caroli (Ryukyu mouse) is the source of this 1512-nucleotide messenger RNA. It is a transcript of the gene Proca1, whose product is annotated as protein interacting with cyclin A1. Gene Ontology annotation, biological process: phospholipid metabolic process; arachidonate secretion. Gene Ontology annotation, molecular function: A2-type glycerophospholipase activity. NCBI's taxonomy places the organism in Eukaryota, Metazoa, Chordata, Mammalia, Rodentia, Muridae. The record is from RefSeq and is a predicted model, not a curated record.
AGCUAAAGUAUGGGACUGAGUGCUGGGUCUGUAAGGUAAAGGCAAAAGCCCGUACUGGCGUUAAGGGUGUGACGGAGGGACCUGGAAGGAGCUGGAGAUCCCGGAUGAAGAACCCUACUGACGCUUAGACCCGGGCUGGAAGACCUGAGGGGGGAGGCGGGCGGGGGGUUGGGCAAGCAUGAGGCGGAGCUAGGGGCUGGACUGGAGCUUACAGCUGGGCCGAGGGCUCGACCAAGCUGAGGUUCAACGUUGAACUCUGCGAGGUAGGGUCCUGUGGAAGAACUGGGCUGACAGCGAUGUGGGUCAGGACGACAAUAACGGUUAAAAGAUGGACUGAGGAAAGGUCUGGCCGCAAAAUUGAGAGAACCGAGAGAACUGAUAUCACGAGGUUGCCCAGCUGGAAGAGAGGAUACCCGGCUAGUGUGGACUCCAGCAGUGAUCUAUUUUCCUUUUCUGAAGGUGAGAACAAGGAGACAGACAGACGUUGCUGGAAACACCAGCACUGUCCCGGGCAUACCAUCCACCCCUUCUCGGACUGUGGCCAUCACAACAGAUGUAUGCAUGCUGUCAGCCAAUGCGACUGUGAAUCUAGGUGUAGAAGCCACAGGCCUGUCUCUGUGGCAAUAAUUUACCAUCCCACCCACCAUAUGUAUAUGACAGAGGACGAUCUGGAAGAGCCUUGCUGGGUUUCCAGCAAAAAUCACUUAAGUCCCAGUGCCAGACCUCCUGACCCAAACACAGGGUCAGCCACUGAGGUUCCUGACUUAUCAGUGCCCAUCACUAUCUGGCGUUCUGAAAGCCCCAUAGAAAAGAGUCAGGAAAGCAACGUCAUCAAGGAUAUAAAGAGAAAGGAGAAAGAGCAAGACGAGGAGGAGAUGGUGGAUGAAAAGGCAAACUUGAAGAAAAAAGCCAAGGGCAAGUUAACUAAGAAGAAAACCCCAGUGAAGUCAGUGUCUUCCCCUGCCGAUUUGAGCCAAUCUGUAAGAGGACCAGUGAGGACACCAGAGUCUAGCCCAGAAAGCCCGGGAGGGCUGGAGAGCGAGGACAGUUGUGAACGGGGUAAAGAAAGGCCCUCCAGUGAAGAUGUUGUAGAGUCAUCGUCCCCCAGAAAGAAAUCUGGCCAGGCCAAAAAGAAUGGGACAAAGAAAGAAACCCAGAAAACAAGCAAGAGAAAAAAAUCUUCCCCAGUGCCCAACCCCAAUCUCAGCUGAGGCUAGGGCAAACAGAGUGAAUAAUAAAUCAAGCCUGUAACUGACCCCUACUGCUAUUCUCUCUCCCUUCAACAGGGCCUCUUCUUAUGGGAGGGGGCUGCAGGGAUCCUCUAAGGGCAAUCCUGCUUUCAAGGAGGAAGUCGAUGUCUAUGGGAAGUUAAGUAGGAGGGAGAGAGAACUCUCAGGACUAGGUGGGAGAAUCUAUUUGGGGAGUGGGUAGGGGGUGGGAGAACAGUGUUAUCACAUCCAUUCUGUGGUGGCCAGCACUAUGAAAUGCUACCUUCAAUAAACUGAACCUGCC